Molecule: messenger RNA, 1243 nt
Organism: Carica papaya (papaya)
Lineage: Eukaryota; Viridiplantae; Streptophyta; Magnoliopsida; Brassicales; Caricaceae
Product: protein BOBBER 1
Biological process (GO): protein folding
Cellular component (GO): cytoplasm
Source: RefSeq, a predicted model, not a curated record
CUCUUCGCACUGCCUUGCAAGUUUUCUAAGAAGGUUGCUUUCUCAGUCCUUACAGGAGCGAAAACCUAAACCCUCGAUUCAUUUAUCGGCGGAACGAGGUAAUAUAGUAGUGUCGGCAUCAAUGGUGAUAAUCUCCGGCAUGGAAGAAGAGGGAGCCAAACCCUCGUCUUCGUCCCAGCAGCAGCAGCCAAAAGCGAUGCCGUUCAGAGCAAGCUUCGAUUCGUCAAACCCGUUAGGGCUGGUGGAGAAAGUGAUAGAGUUUCUGGAGAAAGAAAGCGAUUUCCUCGAGAGAGAUACGGCGGAGAAGGAGAUCACGGCGGUGGUGAGAGCCGCGAAGGAAAGGAAAAGGAAAGCUGCUGCGGCGGCGGCGGAGGCAGAGAGAAAGAAGAAAUUGGAUGAGGAGGAGAAGCAGAAGCAGAAGAAGGAAGAGAAAGCGACGCCUGUGUUAAAGGAGGAGAAGAUGGAGGAGGCUGGACCAAGAGUUCCUAAUAAAGGUAACGGACUUGAUCUUGAGAAAUACUCCUGGACUCAGUCACUACCGGAGCUCAACAUCAAUGUUCCAAUCCCUACUGGCACUAAAUCAAGGUUUGUUGUAUGUGAUAUAAAGAAGAACCAUAUAAAAGUUGGACUCAAGGGGCACCCUCCAAUAAUUGAUGGUGAACUAUAUCGGCCUGUCAAACCUGAUGAUUGCUAUUGGAGCAUAGAGGAUCAGAAGGCACUCUCUAUUCUUUUGACAAAGCACGACCAGAUGGAGUGGUGGAAAACUGUGGUCAAAGGAGAGCCCGAAAUCGACACUCAAAAGUGUGAACCUGAAAACAGCAAACUAUCUGACCUGGAUCCUGAAACAAGGCAGACUGUGGAGAAGAUGAUGUUUGAUCAGAGACAAAAAUCCAUGGGACUUCCAACAAGUGAUGAGCUCCAGAAACAGGAGAUUCUAAAGAAGUUCAUGGCUGAGCAUCCUGAGAUGGACUUUUCGAGAGUGAAGAUGUCAUAGGGUGGACCUGCUUGGAUGUCGUGGACUGGGUCCUGCUUGGAUGCCCGUGGACACUGGGUCUGCUGCUUGGUUAGAACAUUUUGACAUGUUAAAUUUAUUAAUUAGGCCUCGGUUAUCUUAAUGAGCCUCUUUCUAUCUCUCUGGAACUUUUUGUCCAGUAAAUGAAAUGCUUUGAACUUUGUUGUUUGAGUUGUUACCUAAAUCAUUUUGCAGAUGUGUGUCAAUUUAUGCAUUGUUCAAGAAAUCUGA